AUGGAGAAUUCUUUAGGAACAGGUUUUAUGGCAGUUUUUGCAGUUUCUGGGAGCGUUGUAUUUAUUGCCAUGCAACUUCAUAAACGCCUUCUUUCUGAUUUCAUGAAGAAGAUUGAAUUCGAGAUCGGCACUGCAACUGAAUAUGGAAAGGAUCAAGUUCGAAAGAAGAAAGUAAGAUUCUCCGAUGAAGUGGUGGAGCUAUCAUGGAAUGCUGAAGAAGGGUCCAAGAAGCAUUCGUCGAAGCCGCAGAAUGAGGAUGGAAAUCUGGAGGCGAUGCCGAGAAAUUGGCAAGAGAAAUUAAAAAGUCUCCCUACCAUUUCGGAUCGGAGGGCUCGUCUUGAUAUUAUUCGGUGCUCCUCAGCACAUUUGCCGUCGACCACCGCCCUCUUCCUCCACAGUCCGUCCACCAGAAAUGGCUCAGCGUUCACUCAGCGCUUUCUCUCCCGUAAUUACUUUAUAAAUUUAAGUUUGAGGAAUUCUUUGUUGGGGAAGGAAGAUCACAAGAAGGGAGGUAAAGCAAUGACUAGACAAGUUGUGCAUCAUUCCAGGGGAAGCGUUCGGAAGGGGAGAUUAGCAGAGGUGGCUGGCGGAACAGCUGCAGAGUGCGCUGCCGUGUGCUGCUGCUGUCCAUGUGGGGUAGUGAACCUCCUGGUUUUGGCCGUGUACAAGUUGCCGGCAGGGCUGUGCCGUAAGGCGUUGAGGAGGAAGCGCCACCGUAGACUGAUCAAACAAGGGCUGUUGCCACCGCGGCAGUGCAGCUGCGACGACAAUAACCUCGAAAUCCACCCAAUUUCUGGCCCCGUCGCCAUGGUAAACGCUCUAGAAUCAAACCCAGACAAGGAUGUAAUUGAGCUAGAGAAGGAAAUGUGGGAUAAAUUUUACAGUGCUGGAUUCUGGAGGAGCUCCUCGCAAAGAAGUGAAGUGUAA
Molecule: messenger RNA, 927 nt
Organism: Fraxinus pennsylvanica
Lineage: Eukaryota; Viridiplantae; Streptophyta; Magnoliopsida; Lamiales; Oleaceae
Source: the annotation of a GenBank genome assembly